AUGAAGCUAUCAUUCAUAAUUUCAUUUCUUCUCACUAUAAUAAUUACUUGUGCGGAUGCACAACAAGUUUGUAAUGGAUACGCAGAACUUUGCAACAAACCUUAUUCCUCCGUAUCAUUUGUAGCAACACAUAAUUCUUAUGCUUACGGAACCGCUAUUGCGGCAAACCAAUAUUACAAUAUUUCAACUCAAUUAAAUGAUGGAGUUCGUGUUUUUCUUCUUGCCGUUCUUAAAAAUCCAGAUCCAACAAAAUCAGAUAUAGAACUUUGCCAUACUUCUUGUGAAUUAUUGGAUGCAGGAACUGUCGCGGAUACAUUAAAAAAUAUUACAACAUUUUUACAAAAUAACCCAAAUGAUAUUAUUACAAUUUUUUGGAGAAAUUUCUUCAGUAACCUUACAGCGGCUGUUUUCAAAACUGCUUUUGAUAAAGCUGGUUUAACUCAGUAUUGUUAUACUCAGCCACUAAAUUCAAGUUGGCCUACAAUGUCCAAAAUUAUAAGUUCAGGAAAACGUGUUAUUAACUUUCUUGAUUCAGGCGCUGACACUACUACUGUGCCAUGGUUAAUGCCGGAAUACUCAUAUGUAUUCGAAACGCCGUAUGAUAAUUCUAAUUCUAGUGCUUGGCAAUGUACGAUUGACCGUCCUAAAGACCAGCCUCGUCCAAUAUACCUGUUAAAUCAUUUUCUAUACACCGUCAUACCAUCAAGUUCAUUAGAAAUUGAACUUCCAACCAGAAUCACCGCAAAUUUAACAAAUAGUGUUAGCCUUCAAGCACAUGCUCAAAAUUGUACUAAUAUUUUUAAGAAAGCUCCAAAUUUUAUUGCAGUAGAUUUUUAUGAUCAAGGUAGUCCGAAUUUAAAUCCGUUUAGUAUUGUUGCUAAUUAUAAUGGUGUACAAUACACACCAAAAACUUAUGGUAACGGUAUCUUACCUAACGAUCUAUCAAAGCAAAAUA
Molecule: messenger RNA, 955 nt
Organism: Cetraspora pellucida
Lineage: Eukaryota; Fungi; Glomeromycota; Glomeromycetes; Diversisporales; Gigasporaceae
Source: the annotation of a GenBank genome assembly